UUUGCUCUUUCCUUCCCCCCCUGCGUUGCUUUCCUGUGCUCGACCGCCCCCAGACCCCCCUCUGCAAUGCUGCCGCACCGGCAGCUCCAAAUUCACCAGCACCUGUAAAUCUGACUGUUUAUUUUGGAUUUUGUCAUUUUUCUCUGAGAAGUUCAACCUGUGGAUUAGACUGUCCAGGAACAAGACUUUGAACCUCAAGUGGAAAUGGAAUAAUUCAACAUUUUGUGACUUUUUUUUUCCAAUUGUGGAGUCUGAUUGGAUUUUUACUGAAGCUGGGAUUUUAUAAUCAAACAUCUGCAUGAGGUGGCUUUGCCCCCCACUCAAAAGAUAGUAUUUGAAAUUGUCUCGAUAUCACCAUGGCUGAAGGAGCCAGAUCGGCCCCUGCAGCCAGUGGGGCCAAUGGAGCAGCACAGACGAGCUCUGUCAGAUCUGCAGGUCUGGGGCUCCUCCGGAAGCUGAAAAUGUCUGCAGAGCUGCUGAUCGCUCUGGCUGCUCUGCUGUCCUGGCUGGUGGUGGGGGUGGUGAUGUUUGACUUUGUGGAGUAUAAGGCAGUCCCCGACAUUCAACAAAUCAUGACGGACCCUGUGCAAGCUGCAACCGAUGCUGUAGAUGAAGUCUCCAGUCUGCUUAACAAGUUUCAAGAAUGUGCACCUGAUUUAAGAGACCCCAUGUCUGUUGCUGUGUAUGCUGCUGAAGAAAUAACGGUGGCAAAAGAUGGAUUUGUUCGCUAUUUUUCAGAUGAGGAAGGGAACUUCUACCUCAGCUAUGUGGACCCUGUGGUGAUUGGUAGACGAGCUUUCCAUUCAACAAAUGAUUUCAUGAAUGAUGUUGUGGGCUCCAUCAGGGAAACACUGUGUGCUAUUGUGGAUUCUGGGCUGGAUACUAUGCAGGACAUAAACAAAGGAAAAACUGACCUUAGCUACAUUGACCCUGUGGUGAUAGGCAGAGGGGUCUUCAGUGUUACUAAUGAUUUUGUAAAUGGAGUGGGGGGCUACAUCCGGGAUGUGCUCUGUGGCAUUGUGGACACUAUUCUGGAUGUAGUCAAAGGGACCGUAGAUGUCAGCUUUAUGGACCCUGUGGUGAUCGGCAGAAAUGUCUUCAGUGUUACUAAUGACUCUAUUGGUGGAGUUGUGGGCUACAUCCGGGAUGUGCUCUGUACCGUCAUAGACAGUGUGCUGGACAUAACAAAAGGAACUACUGACGUUAGCUUCAUUGACCCUGUGCCUAUUGGCAGAAAUAUCUUCAGUGUUACUAAUGACUUUGUGAGUGGAGUGGCAGGAUACAUCAAGGGUGUGCUGUGUGCAAUCCUGGAUGUGAUACUGGACACGAUAUCAGGUAUCCAGCAGGCACUGGGAUUUAGCCCCAUGUCAGUCAUAAAGGGAACAGCAGAAAUUGCUACAGAGCAGAUAAACUUGCUUGUCGGCUAUGUCUCCGCAUUACUGAUCGGUGAACAAGGAAUCAUGCCUGAUGUGUCUGUUGAACCCAUGAAAGUUGUUGAAGACGCUGUGUUGGAGUUCUCGGACAAGAAAGAUUUGUUCAUGUCUUAUAUGUUGAGCAUGUUUGUUGGUGAUCAAGGUGAACCAGUUGCCACACCUGUUGUGAACAUAGUCACUGAAAAAGAUGAAACUAAACUUUCUCCGUCUGAUAUCAGUUUGGUUCAAAGGAAAGGUGAAUUUCUGCCCCCUCUGGAGAAAGAAGAGCUGAUAAAGAAAGAAGAACCAAAGCCCUCUGCAGUUGAAAAAGAUAUAAGACCAGAGACCAAGGAGAAAAAAAUUACAAAACAAGCUGAAGACAGAACUGAACUGAGGAAACCACACAGAGAAGAAAAAGAAGUCAAGAAACCACCUAAAGCAGAAAGAGAAUCCAAGAAACCACCCAAAGAAGAGAAAGAAGUCAGGAAACCUCCUAAAGAAGAGAAAGAGGUAAAGAGACCACCUAAAGAAGAGAAAAAAGUCAAGGAACCAGCUAAAGAAGAGAAAGAGAAAGAGGUGAAGAAACCACCUAAAGAAGAGAAAGAAGUCAAGAAACCACCUAAAGAAGAGAAAGAGGUCAAGAAACCACCUAAAGAAGAGAAAGAAGUCAAGAAACCACCUAAAGAAGAGAAAGAGGUCAAGAAACCACCUAAAGAAGAGAAAGAGGUGAAGAAACCACCUAAAGAAGAGAAAGAAGUCAAGAAACCACCUAAAGAAGAGAAAGAAGUGAAGAAACCACCCAAAGAAGAGAAAGAGGUGAAGAAACCACCUAAAGAAGAGAAAGAGGUGAAGAAACCACCAAAAGAAGAGAAAGAGGUGAAGAAACCACCCAAAGAAGAGAAAGAGGUGAAGAAACCACCUAAAAAAGAGGAAGAGGUCAAGAAACCACCUAAAGAAGAGAAAGAGGUCAAGAAACCACCUAAAGAGGAGAAAGAGGUGAAGAAACCACCUAAAGAAGAGAAAGAGGUCAAGAAAACACCUAAAGAAGAGAAAGAGGUCAAGAAACCACCUAAAGAGGAGAAAGAGGUCAAGAAACCACCUAAAGAAGAGAAAGAGGUCAAGAAACCACCUAAAGAAGAGAAAGAGGUGAAGAAACCACCUAAAGAAGAGAGAGAGGUGAAGAAACCACCUAAAGAAGAGAGAGAGGUGAAGAAACCACCUACAGAAGAGAAAAAAGUCAAGAAACCACCUAAGGAAGAGAAAGAGGUGAAGAAACCACCUAAAGAUGAGAAAGAGGUCAAGAAACCACCUAAAGAAGAGAAAGAAAAAGAGGUGAAGAAACCACCUAAAGAAGAGAAAGAAGUCAAGAAACCACCUAAAGAAGAGAAAGAAGUCAAGAAACCACCAAAAGAAGAGAAAGAAGCCAGGAAACCACCUAAAGAAGAGAAAGAGGUAAAGAGACCACCUAAAGAAGAGAAAGAAGUCAAGAAACCACCUAAAGAGGAGAAAGAGGUGAAGAAACCACCAAAAGAAGAGAAAGAGGUGAAGAAACCACCUAAAGAAGAGAAAGAGGUGAAGAAACCACCUAAAGAAGAGAAAGAGGUGAAGAAACCACCUAAAGAAGACGAAGAGGUCAAGAAACUAUCUAGAGAAGAGAAAGAAGUGAAGAAACCACCUAAAGAAGAGAAAGACGUAAAGAGACCACCCAAAGAAGAGAAAGAGGUGAAGAAACCACCUAAAGAAGAGAGAGAGGUAAAGACACCACCUCAAGAAGAUAAAAAAGUCACAAAACCAUCAGAUGAAAAGGAGGUCAAGAAACCACCUAAAGAAGAAAAGGAGGUGAAGAAACCAACUAAAGAAGAGAUAGAUGUGAAGAAACCAUCUAAAGAAGAAAAGGAGUCGAAGAAACCACCUACAGAAGAUAAAGAAGUCAGAAAACUCCUAAAAGAAGAAAAGGAAGUGGAGAAACCAUCUAAAGAAGGAGAAGAGGGCAAGAAACCUCACAAAGAAAAGACAGAGGUCAAAGAAGCUCCCAAAGAAGAGAAAGAGGUCAAGAAACCAACCCAAGAUGUUAAAGAAGUCAAGAAACCACCUAAAAUAGAGAAGGAGGUUAAGACACCACGCUCAGAAGAAAAGAAAGCAAUCAAAGACGAUAAGGAGGUCAAGAGACCACACAAAGCAGAGAAAUAUGUUGAGGAAAGAUUGAAAUUGGAAGAGAUUGCAAAAACAGCUGCAGACAAGAAGGUGGAGAAGAAACCACAGGAAGUGGAAGUAGAAGUCAAGAAACCAUCCAAUGAGACCAAAGUCAAAAAACCUUCCAAAGACGAAAAACAAGUCAAAUUACUCACCAAAGAGGAAAAGGUGGUCAAGGAACAACUUAAAGAACCACCUAGAAAGGAGACAGAGGUAAAGAAACCACCUCAAGAUAAGAAAGAAGUCAAGAAGGCUCCUAAAGAAGAGAAAGAGGCCAUAAGACAACCUGUCAAGGAGGACAAAGAUGUCAAAAAGCCUCCAAAAGAAGAAAAAGAAGUAACAAAGCCUAAAAAACAUGAAGAACCUAAGAUCUUGAAAGACAAGAAACAACCAGCCAAGCCUACUAAAGAGAUGAAAGAGGAGGAAAAGAAAGAGAGGCCUCCCAAGGAAGGUGUAGCUCCAAAGAAGAUCUCUAAAGAAAAACCAGAACCAGAGAAACCUACCACAAAGGAAAAGGAACCAACAAAACUUCCCAGAAUGGAAGAAAAAGAACCUGCUAAGAUCUCUAAAGAAGUAGAGACACCUCCCAAAGAAAAGGAGGUCAAGAAGGUUACCAAAGAGGUAAAAGAACCUGCUAAGAUCUCUAAAGAAGUAGAGACACCUCCCAAAGAAAAGGAGGCCAUAAAGGUUACCAAAGAGGUAAAAGAACCUGCUAAGAUCUCUAAAGAAGUAGAGACACCUCCCAAAGAAAAGAAGGAGGUCAAGAAGGUUACCAAAGAGGUAAAAGAACCUGCUAAGAUCUCUAAAGAAGUAGAGGCACCUCCCAAAGAAAAGAAGGAGGUCAAGAAGGUUACCAAAGAGGUAAAAGAACCUGCUAAGAUCUCUAAAGAAGUAGAGACACCUCCCAAAGAAAAGGAGGUCAAGAAGGUUACCAAAGAGGUAAAAGAACCUGCUAAGAUCUCUAAAGAAGUAGAGACACCUCCCAAAGAAAAGGAGGCCAAGAAGGUUACCAAAGAGGUAAAAGAACCUGCUAAGAUCUCUAAAGAAGUAGAGACACCUCCCAAAGAAAAGAAGGAGGUCAAGAAGGUUACCAAAGAGGUAAAAGAACCUGCUAAGAUCUCUAAAGAAGUAGAGACACCUCCCAAAGAAAAGAAGGAGGUCAAGAAGGUUACCAAAGAGGUAAAAGAACCUGCUAAGAUCUCUAAAGAAGUAGAGACACCUCCCAAAGAAAAGAAGGAGGUCAAGAAGGUUACCAAAGAGGUAAAAGAACCUGCUAAGAUCUCUAAAGAACUACCAAAGCCCUCAAAAGAAGAGAAAGAAAUCAUCAAGACUCCUAAAGAAGAAGAACCGGUUAAGAAGAGAGUCCCUAAAACUGAUGAUGAACCCAAGAGGGCAGUAAAGGUGCUGAAAAAGCAGAUCUCUUCUGUCCUGAAAAAGGAGCACCUUAAUAUUACAAAAACAGCAGAAGCUCCUAAAGUUCUCAAGCUAAAGGCCAAAGCGGAACCAGAAAAGAAAGUGGCCGCUCCAACAAAAGAGCCCAAAAAGGAACCAAAAGAAAAAGUCAAACCACCUGUUAAACCAGAUCUUCCAAAGGAAAAAGCCAAAGCAGCUCCUGCUAAGAAAGAAGCUGCUGCUCCUAAAGAAAAGGUCAAACCUGCUGUCUUGAAAAAAGAGAAAGAAGGUGCUCCCAAAAAUGUCUCUGCUGUGAAACCGAGAGUCAAGAUUGUGCCGAUGAAAAUAGUGGCCGCUCCAACAAAAGAGCCCAAAAAGGAACCAAAAGAAAAAGUCAAACCACCUGUUAAACCAGAUCUUCCAAAGGAAAAAGCCAAAGCAGCUCCUGCUAAGAAAGAAGCUGCUGCUCCUAAAGAAAAGGUCAAACCUGCUGUCUUGAAAAAAGAGAAAGAAGGUGCUCCCAAAAAUGUCUCUGCUGUGAAACCGAGAGUCAAGAUUGUGCCGAUGAAAAUAGAGGUCAAACCUCCAAAAGAGAAAGUUAAAGCAGUAUCUGCUGAGAAAGCUGAGGUUUCAAAACAGAAGCCCAAACCAGUUUCAGUUAAAAAAGCGACUGCUCCUCUCAAGACUAAACCAGUAACAGCGGUCAAAGAGGCAGAAGUUUCACACAAGAACGUCUCACUGACAAAGGAGAAGGUCAAGAUUGUGCCGCUAAAGAAAGUGGCAGUAACUCCUAAAGAGAAAGUCAAACCAGCAGCAAAGAAAAAAGAUGCUGAGGCUCUCAAGGAGAAAAGGGUGGAGCCAGUGACUCCCACAAAGGCACCUGUUACCAAAGCAAAACCAAAAGCUGCUGAGAAGAAGAAAGCUGAAGAUCUCAUGGAGAAAAAGGCAAAGCCAGUGACUCUGAAGAAAGAGGCAGAAGUUUCACACAAGAAUGUCUCACUGACGAAGGAGAAAGUCAAGGUUGUGCCACUGAAGAAAGUUACUGUAACACCAAAGGAGAAAGUCAAACCAGCAGCAGUGAAGAAAGCCGAGGAUCUCAAGGAGAAGAAGGCCAAGCCAGUGACUCCAACAAAAGCACCUGUUAUCAAAGCAAAACCUAAAGCUGCUGAAAAGAAGAAAGAAGUUGCUAUGAAAGAAAAGGAAAAACCCUCCAGGAAAGAACCGGAGGUUAAGCCAGCUGUUGCCAAAAAAGCUCCUGAGGUUAAAAAGGAGAAGCCUAAAGCAGCUCAUGAGAAGAAAGCUCCUUCUAAAACAGAGGCUGAAACAAAGAAGGUCAAAUCCCUCCUAAAGAAGAAAGAGGAGAGAAUCCUUAAAGAAAUACAGGAACCGGCAAUACGAGAAAAAACUACUGAGAAGAAAGCCGCCAAGGAGGAGAAAGUCAAAGCAGAGCCAUCUGUGUCAGACAGCCUUCUCAUGGAAGACGAGAUGCCCUACUUCCAGUGUUUCUUUGUGGAUGAAGACGAGGCCCAGUUUCCCUUCUACGCCUUCUCACCUCUGCAGCUUUGAAGCUUCAGUCUGACGCAUUCUGAGGUUUACUGUCAAAUCAAUAGUUUUAUAACGCUGCGUGCCACCCUGUGCUGUUAAAACACAGCCGCCUGUUCACUGUUGGUCUUCAACAGAAUACCUAAGAGAGCAGAGGAUUAUGGGUGAUUUUAAUGGACCGAGCUUUGAUUUAUUCCCAGAUUUGGUUGAGCUCUCAUACCAAAUACAUGCAGCCAGUGUCAUUCCUUUUUGUCUGUUUUUAUGAUUUUAUUUUGUCAUGACUUUGUUUUUACUUCAUUUGAGAAAUUAAUAUGAUUUUUGCAAAAGGAACAAUGUAGUAUUUUACAUUUUUGAAUCAUUCAUGAAGAUCCUGAAUGAAAAUUGUGCAAAAAUGAUCAAGAAGGUGCAUUUUUAUUUAAGAAAAACAUUAAACUGUAAACGGGGUACCAAAACAGCCACAAGUGCUAUAAAAGGUGGUGAUGGGUUAAAUUCCUCUGAGCCCACAUUUACUUGAAAGCCAUUUGUACAGUAUGGUACGUUUAUUUUAUGCUCAAUCGGUUUUAUUUAGCUUUUAGCAUUAAGGAAGUUUUUAAGGCUAUAUAAAGUCCUUAAUAUUCAUGCUUUCAUUGUGUUUGUGAUCGUUCUGUUAUAUUCAGACAUUUUUAUGGAAACAUUUUUUUACACUCAUCCUUCCCUUUCUUUCUCUAAUGGGAAAAAGGACGUUUUUUGUCUGUGUACUUAUGUGUCAAAAGGAAUGACCAUGCACUGUAUAUGAGAGCUCCCAAUCACCUGAUAGAACACUACCUUUAAGUCUUAUAAAGCUGCACCAUGCUGCCCAUUUGAUGCUACUUGUUGUAGUCGAUAAAAGGAUAAGUACGACUGUUUUCUUGCACUGAGACUAUUUCAAGCUGGAACAUUAAAGUAGGGCACAUGUGAAGAGUUUUUAGUCAGUCACAGGAUGACAAACAGCGGCUCUUUCACUGACCAAAAACUGUUUUAACUUUGGUCAGUGGCUGCACAACAUGCUGUUGACACAACAUAAAUGUAAAGCAACUUUAUGGAGAGUAAUUUGUGUAAUUUUCUAACCUACAUAACAUAAUAUUUGUGUGUAAUGUUGUAGGGUCUCAUUCAAAUGGAGUUGGUAAACAGACAUAAGCUUGUCUGGUGCCUUUCUACUCAUCUGACUACUAAAAGUGAGUGUUACACUGCAGGAGGAAGCUAUAAAAAUGCGGUCAUCAGUAUGAAAUAACCCCAAUUACAUGCAUGCACAUGCCAUUGAUUCAGCAGGGGGAGCAAUCUGGGGGCACAUCGAGGUGGCUGCAGAAGCAAGAGGUCGAUAGAUGACCACCUCUUGCAAACAAACCAUAAUCUUUGACCUCAUGAUGCUUCCACUAAGAUAGCAGGAUCAUUUCAGAGCUCCUGAAUAUCCUGUGCAAAAAAUGCCAAAUAGUAAUGCAUUUUAAAUCUUAAUUAUGACAGAGAAGCUUCAGCAAGACUCAGCUUUUGUAUGCCUUUAUUCAACUACCUAAGCAUGCUUGAGCUAAAGCUGCAUUAACAUAAAACUAUCUGUGAUUAUGUCUGCACAUUCUGUGCUCAAACUAAAAGUUACAGCUAAGAGCUUUGUGUUAAAGCAGAUGCAGCUGCAGUUUUUACACAGCUGUUUAUAUCAAUCUCUGUAUGCUGCAUAGAAGACACUUGUCAAAGCUUGUGGCAGUAAUCCCAGGCAGAGUAAAAAGUAAAUUCACUUUAUUACAACACUCUUUAUUCAGUCAUGACUGGUGCGUAAGAGCUCUGCAGCUCACAGUGAACCUGGCUCCAGUCUCUGCUCUGAAGCAGCUGGAGUUUAGGCUGAUCUUCUGUCUCUGCUAGAGUUUGUUCCUAAAAUAAAUGAGGAACUGAGCACUAUUUUUAAAUAUAUUUUUUUGAGUUUAUACGUUUAAGUCAAGGAGAUUUAUUUCCAGUUAUUACAUAAGAGUUGUGACAAAAGAUGCAGGUUUAUUUAUUUCAUUACUGAGUUGUAUCGUCAGACUCCCUCUUACCAGGUUAAAUGUGCAAUCCUUUUUUAAAUCUCUCAUUUAUCCAAACACUGUAUGUUUGUCUGAUAGUCCUUGAAUGAAAUGUGCAUGAUGUGUGCGUGAUCUUUUUUUGCCCUCAGAUGAUUUUGUGAUGUUUUCCCCAAUUUUGACAAAGGCAGCAAAGAGUUGAACUUUUCAAUCAGGGUAUUCAAUGCCAAAAAUCUGACAUCUGUAAAUAGUAAAAAAUAUUAAGUUUAUCCCUGGAAUCUGAUUAUGUUUAAUUUGUCAUGACAUCUGCCUCAUGCUUGUGAAUAGUUGCAAAUUUGACAUUAAAAUAAAGCAGAGCAAAUGUU
Messenger RNA from Cheilinus undulatus (humphead wrasse), 8907 nucleotides. Its product is annotated as titin. The transcript has 46 exons. The record is from RefSeq and is a predicted model, not a curated record. Bases 357 to 6563 code for a protein of 2068 amino acids. NCBI's taxonomy places the organism in Eukaryota, Metazoa, Chordata, Actinopteri, Labriformes, Labridae. Gene Ontology annotation, molecular function: signaling receptor binding. Gene Ontology annotation, cellular component: membrane; sarcoplasmic reticulum.